Messenger RNA from Eublepharis macularius, 3044 nucleotides. It is a transcript of the gene PTK6, whose product is annotated as protein tyrosine kinase 6. Gene Ontology annotation, molecular function: signaling receptor binding; ATP binding; non-membrane spanning protein tyrosine kinase activity. NCBI's taxonomy places the organism in Eukaryota, Metazoa, Chordata, Lepidosauria, Squamata, Eublepharidae. The record is from RefSeq and is a predicted model, not a curated record. Bases 206 to 1570 code for a protein of 454 amino acids. Gene Ontology annotation, biological process: cell differentiation; protein phosphorylation; cell surface receptor protein tyrosine kinase signaling pathway. The transcript has 8 exons. Gene Ontology annotation, cellular component: extrinsic component of cytoplasmic side of plasma membrane.
GCUGGCAACUUCAGCGUGAUCCGUCGCCGAUAAAGCCGCUCGGCAGGUUUGCGAACACUUCCCCAAGGUACAUUGGCAAAAGUUCAGCGAAUGUGGUUGGUUAAAAGGGGUUGUGGCGCCGAAGAUUGUGAGGCAGUGUUCUGCGUGUGUGUUUCAGAAAGACACACAAGAUUCUCCUCUUCCCAGGGUUUCAGGAUCGGACAUUAUGAGUACAAAGCCAGCCCUGCCACGGGACACCCGGAAUUGCCUCUACACCAGUUUGUGGGACUUCCGAGCUAUGACGGACUCCGAACUAAGCUUCGAGGCAGGAGACCUCUUCCAUGUCAUUGAGAAGAAAGGAGAUUGGUGGUGGGCAAAGAAGUUGGAUAAUGCUGGAAGGAAGUGUGAGGAAGGUUACGUCCCAUACAACUACAUGGCCAAGAAGGAAACCGUGGAAGCAGAGCCGUGGUUUUUCGGGCAGAUCUCCCGUUCUGAAUCUGCACAUCGGCUGCUGUCAGAAGAAAACAAAACCGGCGCCUUCCUCAUCCGUAUCAGUGAGAAAAAGGGGGCAGAGUACGUGCUGUCAGUCCGAGAUGAGUCAUUGGUGAGGCACUACAAGAUCUUGCGCAACGGCCAAGGGAGUUUCUACAUGAACACCAGCCGGUCCUUUCCUGAUCUGCAGUCCCUUGUCGAGUAUUACAAAGGAAAGGCACUCACCCACGGCUUGACUCUGACAAGCCCUUGCUACAAGCAAGAACCAAAGGCGAUGCCUCAUUGGGAUAACUGGGAAAGGCCUAAGGAAGAGUUCAGCCUGGUUAGGAAACUGGGCGCCGGAUACUUUGGGGAAGUCUACGAAGGAUACUGGAAGGACAAAGUCCGAGUUGCCGUCAAAGUGCUACCUAGAGCGGACCUGACGCAUCAGGCCACCUUCAAGAAUGAAAUUGAGGCCAUGAAGAAGCUGAGACACAAAAACAUCCUCUCCCUCUACGCCAUCUCUUCCACCGGGGAUCCCGUUUACAUUAUCACAGAGCUCAUGAGCAAAGGAAAUCUGCUAGACUUCCUCCGAGAUUCCAGAUGGGAACAUCUCAAAAUGGCAGAACUGGUAGACAUGGCCUCCCAAGUGGCUGAUGGGAUGUGCUACCUGGAAUCACAAAAUUUCAUCCAUCGAGAUCUGGCUGCCAGGAACAUCUUGGUUGGAGAGAACAACAUAUGCAAAGUGGGAGAUUUUGGGAUGGCCAGGCUUAUCAAGGAUGACGUUUAUUUCUCUUACUCCCAUAAUAUUCCCUACAAAUGGACAGCACCAGAGGCUCUUUCCCACGGGCGUUAUUCUGUCAAAUCUGACGUCUGGUCGUUUGGAAUCCUUCUGUAUGAAAUCGUCACUCUCGGCCAGAACCCGUAUCCAGGUAUGACCAACAGCGAGGUUUUCAGGCAAGUCCAAACGGGUUUCAGGAUGGACUGCCCACCCAAAUGCCCUCCGCUGAUGUACAAUCUCAUGUGCAAAUGUUGGGAUCUGAAUCCAGAAGAAAGGCCAGACUUUAAGCAGGUUUGGGGACUGCUUCAGAGUUUCACUCACUACGAGAACCCGGAAUGAAAGGAACGUUUUCUCUCCCCCGACCCAUUCUGAAACAAAAAUAAUUCCGUUGUACUGAAGUCCUUCCAUCCGUCAGGGACAUAUUACCUGGCCUGUCAGGUAAUAACAUGGCCUAUGAGGAUUCCACUUGGUAAUGUGCGUGGCACUGUUAUUUGGGACUUGGGUUCAUAUGGAGCCACGGGUGCUUCCUGCGCAAGCAAGGAAAAUCCAUGUGCGUCAUUGCCAUGUAACUGGACUGGAAAGCUGAAGACUGCCUCCUCAAAAUAAAAGAUCUAUGUGUUGUGCUUUUUCCGCAUUUGGAGAAAGGAAAUAUUUCAAGAGGUGCUGCAUCCCCAAGAGAAAGCACUGUUGUACAUUGCUGACUUAGGACUAAAGAUGUUCUGUAUAUGGGAGGGAGGCAUGUACAAGGUUGCUGACCUCCAGGUAGGGCGUGGAGAACUCCAGGGAUGACAACUGUUGUCCAUAUGGCAGAGAUCGGUUCUCCUGGACGAAAUGGCAGCUUUGGAGGAUGGACUCUAAAGGUCCCUCCCCUCCCCAAAGCCUGCCCUCCUCAGGCCCCACCCCCAAAUCUCCAGGAAUUUCCCAACCUGUAGUUGGCAACUGUAGCAUGUACCAUAUUGCACCAUUCCAAUCACAUUAGUUCAAGGGACUCAUCUGAAACAUCACAAAUUCUCCUUGUUCCCUUAUAUUCUAUGUUAUAAUCGUAGUAAAGGGGAGCACAAAAGGUGCUCUUAAUGACGCCGGGCCAGACAAAAGCACAGGACCAAAUCCAUUGUUCCCUCUUCUUGCAUUAAAACAGAUUCCUCUCUCCAUUUCCUACUUAAUAAUAUAGAAGUAAGGAAGAGUCUUGCGGCACUUUUAAGACUUAAGAUUUAUUUUGAUCUGGGAGCGGCCAUACAGCCAGGGCACCUGGAAGUGAGUCGUCGCAGUGAUGUCACUUCCUGUAGUGACAUAAUCACGCCAAAUGUUAAAGGUUGGUGCAGCCCUCCCCCUCUUCCCAGAAUCCAGUAUUGUUCUGGACUCCAUUUGGCAACCCUAGACAUAACCUUUUGGGGACUACAGCCCUCUUGAUCGGCUGCACAAGUUGUUGUCUACGAUCUGCAGAUAUAUUUGCACAACCAAGAAAAGAAGAAAUCACAAAUGGCAGGUUAGAAGGCUUUUAAACACUAUGGGGUGCAGACUGCGUGUAACAUUUAGUAUGGAAAGUGGAUGAUGGUGAGUGCUGACUUAUGGUGACCCCUGGUGGGGUUUUCAUGGCAAGAGACUAACAGAGGUGGUUUGCCAUUGCCUGCCUCUGCAACUCUGUCUUCCUUGGAGGUCUCCCAUCCAAUUACUAACCAAGGCGGAUCCUGCUUAGCUUCUGAGAUCUGACAGGAUCAGGCCCACCUGAGCUAUCAAGGCAAGAGCAUGUAAAGUUAAGAACAAACAGUGAUUCUUCAGAGGGUGUUUUGUGCAUAUUGUUUCAUGAACAGAG